Molecule: messenger RNA, 1507 nt
Organism: Trematosphaeria pertusa
Lineage: Eukaryota; Fungi; Ascomycota; Dothideomycetes; Pleosporales; Trematosphaeriaceae
Exons: 1
Coding region: 103-1230 (375 amino acids)
Source: RefSeq, a predicted model, not a curated record
GGACGACCCUAUAUACAACAUUGUUCCCAUACGAAGUCCAAAUAAACUCGCCUCUCUCCACCCAGGCUCAGCAUCAAGUUCAGCUUUCUUCGAACCAGGAGCAUGGAUUCCCUACACGUCGAGCAGCUCACGGCAGCUGGCCUGCCGUCCACGAAGACCCCUCCCGCGCUUCCACUUCCGCACUCCGACGAGCAUGCCUUGGUCUGCGAAACGUGCUCUUCAAUAACUGCUCCGUGCCUCGCGUUCCUGCCGGCUCUCCCACUGCCACCCGCCGACGAGGAAGACGUGCUUGCCGAUGCCUACGAUCCCCAGGAUUGGAAGCUCAUCGCCAGCAAAUACCACAAAAGGGCAUCUGUCGGCAAGUGUAGCUUCAGCUACGUGUACCUAAGUGAGGCCUCCCAGUUCUACAAGAUGAUGCGCGGCUUAGUCAGCAGCAGCCUCCACCUGAUUGACAAAUAUAACCUAGACCAGCAAACCGGUUCGUCAGGCCACUCCAACCAGGACCUUCUGACAAAAGGCAGCAUCACACCAGAAGACCGCGAGCUAAUCAAUGCCAGGGACGCCGUCGCCCAGCGCGUCAUCUCCAUCCAGGAGAACUACAAGCACUGUCCCCCAAGCUGCGGCUUCACUGAUCCGCUAUGGGCCGAUGCGCGGCCCGAUAUGUACUUCGAGCGCAAUUGGUGUGCGCACCAGUAUGAGGUGGUGGGGAAAGACUCGUAUUAUCCUGAUAACGGGUUCUUCCCUGCGCUUGCGAAGAAGUACAGGGCGUCUUUGCCGGGCCUGGAAAGGCUGUGUGCGGAGAUUGAUAGGGUGCGUGAGGAUGAGUCCGCUUGGGAGCUUCCUCCGCCGCUGUUCUUGCCGCCUGAAACACACGGAGCGGAAGACACUGAGGACUUCGGCGGCGCUGAUUCAUCUCCCGAUGACGAUGUGGGCGACUAUCCACAGCCUGUCGCAGUCAAAGCUCACCGGAGCUGCAUUAUAAUGCCGCGUAUUCGCCUGCCGUCUGUCAGCGGCAUUCUGUUCCGGAGCCGCUUUGUGAGGGACACCGUGGAGCGGGUUUCCAUCUUUCUGCUGGAUAGCCUGCGGGACUGGGAGUAUCAGCACCCCGAUUUCGAGAGUGAGGUGUCCGAAUAUUGCGAGCCGGAGCCGGAGCCGGAGCCGGAGCCGGAGCCGGAGCCGCAGCCUGCGAAGGAAUGGACGACCGAGGACGGAGAGCUGAACUAUUGGUGAUCCAGUGAUCGUGCUAGCAGAACUUCUAGGGCCAUUUCCAUUUACCGCUCGUCCGAUCCCUUGAUGCCCCGACAACGGAGACGGCCGUAAUACAUGCAAGUUUUCCAAAGAAUACAUAUACUCUUACCUCUAUAGAGAACCCAAAAUUUGAGACUAAGUGACAGGAGGCGAGUAGGAUACGCUUGACGCGCCGAUCGUGAGCACGGGAUAUCAAAAUAUCCUACAGGGAAGCGAAGUUUGGAAAGAUAUAAACUAAGUGGACGAGACGAAGAUACGC